Messenger RNA from Clupea harengus (Atlantic herring), 1072 nucleotides. It is a transcript of the gene aspdh, whose product is annotated as aspartate dehydrogenase domain containing. Gene Ontology annotation, biological process: NAD+ biosynthetic process. The record is from RefSeq and is a predicted model, not a curated record. NCBI's taxonomy places the organism in Eukaryota, Metazoa, Chordata, Actinopteri, Clupeiformes, Clupeidae. Gene Ontology annotation, molecular function: L-aspartate dehydrogenase [NAD(P)+] activity; NADP binding.
CUAUCCCAGAACUCUCUCUCAGGGUCGGUUGCACCAAGGAGCGUGGUCAGAGAGAAGGGACCCACACAUAAGUGAGAGGAGAUACGGGGGGAGAGAGAGACAAGGUGUGGAAUUUUGAGAUCCAACCCUGGCUCAGACACCUGCAACAAUGCAGAUUGGCAUCGUAGGAUUUGGACAUUUAGGACAAUUUCUUGUGGAGAGGAUUCAGAAGGAGGGACCAAAGACGGGACUUAAACUAGCGUUUGUGUGGAACAGAAAUUCAGACAAGCUCAAAGAUUCAGUACCUGAAGAACUCAUUCUCCAUAAUCUACUAGAGUUUCCAAAAAGAGGAGCUGAUGUAAUUGUGGAAGUAUGUCAUCCUCGGAUUGUUAAGGAAUUUGGGCCCCAGUUCCUGUCACAAUCUCAUUUCCUGGUGGGAAGCCCCUCAGCCCUCUCAGACCCUGACCUGGACCAGCAGCUGCGCAGUGUUGCUAAGCUUCAUGGGAAAACACUUUAUGUGCCAUGUGGAGCAUUAUGGGGUGGACCGGACAUACAGAAGCUAAAUGACUGUGGAACUUUGACCGCCUUAACCGUCCGCAUGUCUAAGCAUCCAUCCUGUUUCCGUCUGUCACAAGACCUUCUAAGCGAUUGGUCAGAGGGGGAGGGUAGGCGGGUCAUUGUCAGUGGUCCUGUUGCAGAGAUCUGUCCACUCGCCCCGAACAAUGUCAACACCAUGGCAGCGGCAGCUAUUGCUGGGUCAACGCUGGGCUUCUCAGGAGUCAGAGGCGAGCUUGUGUCAGACACAGCACUGAAAGAUUAUCAUGUGGUGGAAGUGGAGGUGACUGGUGUGGAUGGUUUCACUGUGAAAACCGUCAGAAGGAACCCGGCAAAACUUGGAGCAGUAACUGGCAACGCCACCUAUAACUCCUUCUGGAGCAGUUUACUAGUUUGCAGAGGCCAUGGAGGCAGAGUCUACCUGUGCUGAAGUUGGAUGAAUUUGUGGAUACAUUCACCUGUUCAAUUUAUUCCUGAUGGCUAUAUCUCAUCUGUGCAUUGUACUAUACAAUAAAAAAAAUUCAGUAUUUCAACAUUA